Messenger RNA from Plenodomus lingam JN3, 1884 nucleotides. RefSeq lists its product as uncharacterized. NCBI's taxonomy places the organism in Eukaryota, Fungi, Ascomycota, Dothideomycetes, Pleosporales, Leptosphaeriaceae. Gene Ontology annotation, cellular component: cytoplasm; nucleus. The record is from RefSeq and is a predicted model, not a curated record. Gene Ontology annotation, molecular function: protein serine/threonine kinase activity; ATP binding. Gene Ontology annotation, biological process: protein phosphorylation.
AUGUCUUGGAAGCUCACCAAGAAGCUCAAGGAGACGCAUCUUGCGCCGCUUGCCAACACCUUCAGUCGCUCGUCCUCGACCUCCACCUCGACCAUUGUCGACCAGGCCAAGACGCCCACCGCCAGCAGCAGUGCCGCCUCGCUCGUGGACUCCAAAGACAACAAUGGCAUAGCCGCCUCAGAAGCGAAUGCCGCCCCGCCUGCACCACCUCUGCGCCCCGGUAUUCUCAUAGUUACCCUUCAUGAAGGCCAGAAGUUCUCGCUGCCCGCAGGUGCCGAGCAGGCUUUCAGCGGAGCUACCCAUCAUCAAGGCUCUCUGUCGCAAGGUGGUGGGCUAUCGGUAGCUGGUUCCAUGCGACCUGGCUCCUCAUCACGAAACCCCGCAGUGGGCUCCUACAGCGCUCGCCCACAAUCUGCUGCUGGCAGCAUCAACGCCGCGCCUACCAUCCACGGUCGAUACUCCUCGAAACACCUUCCAUAUGCCCUCGUCGACUUCGACAAGCAGCAAGUUUUCAUCAAUGCAGUCUCUGGUACUCCGGAAAACCCUCUCUGGGCCGGUGGUAACACACAGUACAAGUUCGAUGUGUCUCGAGUCACCGACCUGACGGUUUCCCUCUACAUUCGCAACCCUACCGCACCUCCCAACGCUGGCCGCAACGAGGAUAUUUUCAUUGGAACUCUGAAGAUUCACCCGCGAUUCGAAGAGCAACGGACGGAUGAGAAGGCGAAGAAGGACUCCAUAGGCCAGGCUGGUGCUGAAUGGGUGCCUGUGCAGUUCGGAAGCGGCUCCAUGAAGAUUGGCGUAAAUUUUGUGGAGAAUCGACAGGAUCGUCUCACUAUUGAUGAUUUUGAGCUUCUAAAGGUGGUUGGCAAGGGCAGUUUUGGCAAAGUCAUGCAAGUCCAGAAGAAAGACACACAUCGAAUCUACGCAUGUAAAACCAUCCGCAAAGCUCACAUCAUCUCUCGAUCCGAGGUCGCACAUACACUGGCAGAAAGAUCUGUCCUUGCGCAGAUCAACAAUCCUUUCAUUGUGCCACUGAAGUUCUCCUUCCAAUCACCAGAGAAGCUCUACCUAGUGCUGGCCUUUGUCAACGGCGGGGAGCUGUUCCAUCAUCUACAAAAGGAGCAACGAUUCGACAUCAACCGUGCUCGUUUCUAUGCUGCUGAGCUAUUAUGUGCUCUGGAGUGUCUACAUGGUUUCAACGUCAUUUACCGUGACCUGAAGCCAGAGAACAUUCUGCUUGACUACACCGGACAUAUUGCCCUCUGCGAUUUCGGUCUGUGUAAGCUGGACAUGAAGGAUGAGGACCGCACAAACACCUUCUGUGGAACACCCGAGUAUCUCGCCCCCGAGCUUCUUACUGGCGCCGGAUACACAAAGUCUGUUGACUGGUGGACAUUGGGUGUGCUCCUCUACGAGAUGUUGACGGGUCUACCACCCUUUUACGACGAGAACACCAACGACAUGUACCGCAAAAUUCUCACCGAACCAUUGCACUUCCCUGGCCCGGAGAUUGUCCCACCGGCUGCACGUGAUCUCUUGACUCGUCUUUUGGAUCGCAAUGCGGAGAAACGGUUGGGAGCAAAGGGUGCGGCCGAGAUUAAAGCACACUACUUCUUCCACAGCAUCGACUGGCGAAAGCUUCUCGAGAGGAAGUACGAGCCCAGCUUCAAGCCCAAUGUGGUUGAUGCUAAGGACACGGCCAACUUUGAUCGUGAAUUCACAUCUGAGGCGCCAACGGAUUCGUACGUGGAUGGGCCUAUGCUCUCACAGACGAUGCAAGCACAGUUCGCAGGAUGGUCAUACAAUCGCCCAGUUGCUGGUCUUGGAGAUGCCGGUGGAUCGGUCAAGGAUCCAUCAUUUGAGAAUGUAGCAGGAAGAUAG